AUGGCAACAUACAGAGAUGUCCUCCGAAUACGGAUGGCAGGGCAAUUGAUUCAGGAUGCGACGGUGGCUGGAGGGGUAGCUCUUGUUUUGCUUAUUGCUGGAUUGCUUGUUUGGUUUAAACUAUCAAGGAAGCGGAAGGCAACUCCUAGAGGUAAGGGUAUUUUGAAGAAUGGGAAGAUUGUUGCAGUAAAGAAACUAACUCUAGGCCAAUCCAACAGGGCAAAAGCAGAUUUCGUGAAAAACGAGGAUCCCUCAGGCCUCAGAUGGGAACAACGAUUUGAUAUAAUCCUUGGAACAGCUCAGGGUCUUGCCUAUCCGCAUGAGCAAUUCCAUGUAUGCAUCAUUCAUCGAGAUAUAAAACCCAGCAACAUUAUCCUGGAUGAUGAUUUCCAACCCAAAAUAGCAGAUUUUGGGUUGGCAAGGCUUCUUCCAGAAAAUCAGAGCCACCUUAGCACAAAAUUUGCUGGGACAUUAAAGAGCAGUGAGAUGAUAGCUGGUCCUGGUGCUGAAUACCUCUUCAAGAAGAGAAUGGUAGCUUAUGAGGAUGGCACAAACCUUGAAUUGGUGGAUGAAAGCUUAGACCCCAAAGAAUCUGAAGCAGAAAAUGCAAAGAAAAUCAUCGAGAUUGCUUUAAUAUGCACUCAAUCAUCACCAGCUUUAAGGCCACCAAUGUCCGAAAUAGUUGUUUUGCUCAAAAGCUUGGGUUCACGGGAGCACAGCACGCAGCCAACCAGACGAUACUUUGUUGAAUCUGUUGAAAGGGUCCAUGGGGACAGGUCCACUUCUACUUCUUCCUCCGUGGUGUCUGCUCCAUGA
This is a messenger RNA of Populus trichocarpa (black cottonwood), 816 nucleotides long. RefSeq names its product cysteine-rich receptor-like protein kinase 3. Bases 1 to 816 code for a protein of 271 amino acids. Gene Ontology annotation, biological process: protein phosphorylation. The record is from RefSeq and is a predicted model, not a curated record. Gene Ontology annotation, molecular function: protein kinase activity; ATP binding. NCBI's taxonomy places the organism in Eukaryota, Viridiplantae, Streptophyta, Magnoliopsida, Malpighiales, Salicaceae. The transcript is spliced from 6 exons.